Molecule: messenger RNA, 2937 nt
Organism: Schistocerca gregaria
Lineage: Eukaryota; Metazoa; Arthropoda; Insecta; Orthoptera; Acrididae
Product: F-box/LRR-repeat protein 2-like
Exons: 4
Coding region: 1018-2328 (436 amino acids)
Biological process (GO): SCF-dependent proteasomal ubiquitin-dependent protein catabolic process
Cellular component (GO): SCF ubiquitin ligase complex
Molecular function (GO): protein binding
Source: RefSeq, a predicted model, not a curated record
GUAAUAUAUCUAUAGAUUUCACUCAUUGGGAGCAAAAAUGACAAUAUUGGCAAAUUUGAAAGCACUGCGCAGCUCGUAUAGUUUGGAUGUUGGUGGUGAUGUAGUUAUCGAAGUAUAAUAAAAGCCUUGCCGUUAUCACCAUUUAGAGAAAAUUGAUUUUGUAUUGUUUUAUUUAUUGAAAUCUGUAAGUAAAAAGGUGGAUGUAGUGUGUGCAUGCAGGACUAAUUUCCAUGAACACGAAGUAACAAGAGAAAGAAAAAGCAAAUAAAAGGAGACGAUUGCAGGGCUUACAGAUAGCUGCUGACAGCUAAUGUUUAAACAGUGACUGCAAACCAGGAGACUUUUUUAAUGUUGUGUGGAUAAAAGCUGCGUGGGUUCAGAUCGCGCAAGAUUUCGUUGCUGUUUAUACAAAUUGUUCUUUUCUUAUCAUUUUCUCAUAAACGUACAGAAUGCAAUUCAAUCUUUGUUGUUGUAUUUUCGACCCAAUUCAGAUUAUAGAACUAUCGCAGUAAAUAAGGUUGAUACUUUAAACUGAAAUUGUACAUUAAAGCAAUACUAAUGAUUCCAGAUGUGUCAACAGCAUCCCAGUAAUUGAGUAACAAAACAAAAUAUGUAACAACGCAUCAUAAAUUAAAAAACGUGUAUUGUAAAAUAGAGUAUUCCAGCGGUUUAUAUUGUAAAGCCUCCAGAUACGUCAAAACAAAGAAAAAUCCAAACUCCUAUGCUUUCUGCAGGUCGUAUGAGCAACAUGGAAGAAAUAGCCACACAAAAAAUAUUAUUUAUGGAACGAGAACUAAAUGGCCAAUAUAUUGUAAAGAUGAAAAGAAGGUCCAAAUAUGAGCAGAUGUCACAAAACUGUUGGAGUUAAAAAUCGUAAUGUGGUGUGGUAGCAUGAAUCAAAGAGGAUUACAUGACAAAAAUGUGUGUGCUGAUGCAGUCAGAAGUGAAACAAAUGUGGCAGACAUUUAAAACUGUACUGAGCUGUCACUCUAUGAGAUAAAGAGAUCAUUGUGCAUUAUGAGUUGCAGAAAAACUUUGGAUGAUCUUCCCUUGGAAGUUAUUACAGAAAUUCUUGUGUGCUUACCAGAUUCAGACCUUAUCACAUGUGUUUUGCAUAUUAACCCGUUAUGGAAACAAGCAGCACAGUGUCAGAGAGUGUGGUCUCAUAGAAAAUACCAAGUAUCUGAUGAAGCAAAAGAAGCAGAAAUUGUUGAAGUGGCUCAGAUAAUACCUCAGUUAACAACUCUGCAGUUUACUGACAUACCUGAUGGUUUUGAGGCAACUUAUAGUGAUGAAACAUUACAUAUAUCUUGCAGUUUAACUGCAAGGAAAGAAACGAUAAACUGUCUUCUUACAAAGUGCCUCAAUAUUACUAAGUUAUACCUCCCAAGCUUUUUGCUACAAAGAGAAGAUUUUGCUGAUAUGGUAGGUAGCAUGCAAAACCUAAAGUCCUUGUUUCCCGAGAGCACAAUAGGUUACAUUGAUUCAUCCCUUGUUUUGAAGCCCCUUGCUGAUGGUGCACCACAGCUGGAAGAAAUUGAUUUCUCUAAUCAAUAUUAUGAUAUUAAGGACAUAACAUACUUCAUGGACAAAAAGGGGCCACAGUUACACAGCCUUACUAUUAAUUGGUGUACAAAUGAUGAGAUUAGUGCAUUACCAUUACUAAAAAACUGCCAACAUUCUUUAAGAAAACUUGAAAUAUGUGUCAAUGGACAAGGUACAUUUGAAACUGCUGCAAUACUUAGCACCUUGAAGGACCUUUCUGCUCUUACAGACCUCCACUUUCAAGGAGUUGCUAAUAUUGAUGGAGUAGAAAUAACAUGUGCUCUUCUGACAUCAUCAUUUACACAACUGAGAAGCUUUAGUAUUACAUGUGCAUUUUACAUACAAGAUGAUGUCUUAUUAGCAUUGUGUACCUGUUGUCCUUUGCUUCAGGAAAUAAAGCUGAGAGACUCACGAUAUAUUACUGCUAGAGGCUUAGAACUAAUAGAAAAUUGCACAGAUUUGUUAAUACUCGAUCUAUCUGGAUGUGUGCGUAUCCAGGAGUUGGGUACUUUAGAAAAGUGCACAAAGUUAAAUGCACUUUUCUUAACUGACUGCUGGAGAUUACAGCCAUCAGCCUUGAUGGGUAUCUUGCAACUCAGUGAACUAAGAACACUCCGGAUUGAUUCAUGUUGUACAUUAGGGUUUCCAUUUAGCAACCUGAAGACUUAUUUACCUCAUCUUGAAUUUCUUGGAAUAAAUGCAUGUUAUGGAUCCACCUUGGAAGAGCUUGAAGAACUUCAAAAUUCAGCACCUGAACUUUUUAUUUCACUUGGUGAAGAUUAGAAAGCAAGCAGAUUAAUAUGAGCACUUCAGGUACACUGGAAGAAUAACAACUUGGAAAUCAUAUUUUCAAAACUCUUAAUGGUUUUCUUCUACUUGUCAUCCGAGUUUUUCACCAAGGAAAAACUUCAGCACCCAAAAUAUGAUUGAUUUUGUAUUAGUAGAGUUCCAAAAUUGCAAUGACACAAGGUCCUUUAUUUAAUGUUCCUAUUUCUUUAAUUUUCUGUCUUAGUUGUGCUUGUAUCUGAGGUAAAUUUAACUAUUUUCAUUAUGCCUAAUGACUAUUAACUCAAGUAUGAGUGAAACUAAGGCAGAAAAUUAAAGAAAUAUUAAUUUUGUAUUAAUUCAAUGUACACAACUUAAUACUGAAUACUCUUGUGUGCAUUGCCAUAUAUCCUUCAUUCUUUUACUGGAUGUACUUCUGCUUGCCGAGUGAGGUGCUUAAGCAUCUGGAAACAUCUCAUUGUGUGAGCUUAUUUUAGAAUGCAAACAGAAUGUUUUAUGAUAAAUAAAUAUUUUGGACUGUGAUAUAUCUGAAAUACAUUUAAAAAUGUAUUACUGAAUUUGUAAUAAAAAGUUUAUCAGGGUGCCAUACCCGGUCAAAACUCUCAA